Messenger RNA from Colletotrichum karsti, 1032 nucleotides. RefSeq lists its product as uncharacterized. The coding region runs from base 1 to 1032 and encodes 343 amino acids. Lineage: Eukaryota; Fungi; Ascomycota; Sordariomycetes; Glomerellales; Glomerellaceae. The record is from RefSeq and is a predicted model, not a curated record. The transcript has 2 exons.
AUGUCGUCGGAGCAAGACUACCAAGACCUCUUCGGCCCCCAGGCCAAAAAGGCCAAGCGAGGGCGGGAGCAGCUCCAGACCGAUAAAUCCGCCAAUGCCAUCCGAAUUCGGGAUAAUCAGCGACGGUCACGCGCCCGGCAUAAGGAGUUCGUCGACGAACUGCAGCGGAAGGUCCAGGAGUACGAGAAGCGCGGAGUCGAGGCUACCGUCCAGAUGCAGAAGGCCGCCCGCGACGUGUCAAUCGAGAACGCCCGCUUAAAGUCACUGCUCGCGAGCCGAGGAGUCUCUGCCGAACAAAUAGAGGCAUACCUGAGGUCAUUCGACGAUGACGAUAGCAAGGGCUCUCCAGCGGUGGCCCCUGCAAUUCCCGUCUCUGGCCAACACGCCGAUGGCUACGUGAGGCCGAUCGAAGACGAGAGCAAGAUGGAGGGCUACGGGCGGCCGGUCGACGAGGAAAUGAGAGAAUCACCCGCAGCCCCUCUUGCCGCGGUGCUCCCUCCCAUCCUGAACAACCCAGUUGUCGUCGAGAGGUCGUCAAACCAACUUCCGCCGCUACAGGAACAUUUCAGCAAGGCCAGGUUUCCUCCAGAGUCCGAAAACGACGUGAACGGCCAUGUCAACGGCACGAAGAGGAGAUACGGGGAAACGUUAUUACCCCCAGUACUCACUUUGACGCCCACACCGGACGUGCAACAGAAUUCGCCGCUAGACAAGCUCACCAUGCUUGCCAACGCCAGUCUCAACAGCUCAAACCAGUCCACACCACCGAAACAUCAAAAAAUACGAGAGAAUUCAAGAAGCCCGUAUCUCUACGGCCGCAGGAGCCAAACGCCACCACGUCCGACGGAAUCGCAUCAUCCCUCACAGGCAUCUCCGCACGAAAUGUCCUGCAACGCCGCCGCCCGCAUCAUCGCCGACAUGCAGGGCUACGGCGAUGAACGCACAGCCCGCAUAGCUUUAGGAUGUCGGACCCAGGAUGACGAGUGUUUCGUCAGGAACACGACGGUUUUCCGAGCUCUCGAUCAUCGGUGA